Molecule: messenger RNA, 901 nt
Organism: Maylandia zebra (zebra mbuna)
Lineage: Eukaryota; Metazoa; Chordata; Actinopteri; Cichliformes; Cichlidae
Gene: scpp7
Product: secretory calcium-binding phosphoprotein 7
Source: RefSeq, a predicted model, not a curated record
UUUGCUCGCCCUUUGUUUCUCUCAGCAAAUAAAUAGGCGAUCUCACUCUCCUCUAAUCACACCUCUCUUCAACAAUCCUCCAGUGCUCACGUGCAGCCAGGAAAGAAAGCAAGUUUCAAAAUGAAAUUUAUCGUGCUUGCUGCCUGCAUCCUUGGGAUGGCCAUCUCUGCUCCUCUGCAGAUAUUUGAGGAGUUUGACAUCCAUUACGCUCCACCUCAGGCGGCCCAGGUUAUCCCUGCUGGAGUCCCACUUGACAAUCUGGAAGUUUUGCUCCCUGUUGAUGCCCAAAGACACCCUCUUGGAGGACCUGUCCACGGCUUUAUCAAGCACGAGAUUCCAAAUCCGAAUGGCAUAGGUACCAAGGAGGUGUUCUACCCCUUUGGCUUCAACCUGCCUAAUCCAGCUGCAGCUGACCCAGCUGCUCCAGUUGCCCCAGCUGCUCCAGCUGCUCCAGCUGCCCCAGCUGCCCCUGUUGCUCUUGCUGAUCCUGCCAUUCCUGUGGAACCUCUGAAUCCUGUCGUCGUUGCACCUCCCCCACGUGGCAAAGAUGAUGAAGAUGAAGAUGACUAAAACUACUUAGUCAGCAGGAAAAAAACACUCUUGGCACACUCAGGUGACCAGAGGUGUAAGACUAUCUGCUUACUGUGGUGAAAAAUCGCCAGCCAGCAAUGCUAUUUUCUGUGGUGCUAUGCAUUUUUUGAAACGGUGCUUUGUUUGGAAAAAGAAGAAUAAAGUCAAAAAGCAUGACAUGCCUCUUAUGAAAAAAAAAUUGAUGGUUUGCAGUUAAAUAUGACCAAAAGAAAAUAUCAAAAUAAAUGUAGCAGUAUAUUGUUUCCUCUCUACAUGCAACAUGAAAUGUUUCAUUUCUGUGCUUCAUAAUAAAUGAAACAGCUCAUUCAUC